Anolis carolinensis (green anole) is the source of this 5083-nucleotide messenger RNA. It is a transcript of the gene atoh8, whose product is annotated as atonal bHLH transcription factor 8. Gene Ontology annotation, biological process: sensory organ development; positive regulation of transcription by RNA polymerase II; axon development. The record is from RefSeq and is a predicted model, not a curated record. Gene Ontology annotation, cellular component: nucleus. NCBI's taxonomy places the organism in Eukaryota, Metazoa, Chordata, Lepidosauria, Squamata, Anolidae. The coding region runs from base 356 to 1027 and encodes 223 amino acids. The transcript has 3 exons. Gene Ontology annotation, molecular function: DNA-binding transcription factor activity, RNA polymerase II-specific; E-box binding; protein dimerization activity.
AAGGCUUGCUCUUUCUUCCAAGGGGCGCCCACACGAGAGAGAGAGAGAGAGAGACACCCACCGGACUGGCUUCCAGUGAGGCCGGGCUCUUCCCCUCCCUGGCUCUCUGGCUGGCUGGCUCCUUCCCUCCUCCCCGCGAGAGGCAGGCGGCGCGCUGACUGAUCUGGCGAACAGGGGCUUCUGUGUAAACUGAGGCUAAACAAACACAGAUGGCUCCCGCGGCGUGCCUUCCCCAAAAAUGCUGGCAAUGCGGCCGGGACUUCAGAUGACAGGCUGAGCCGGGGCUGAGUGGAGGGAAGAAGCAGGAGAAGGGCUGGAAGAAGGGAGAAAAGCAGCGGACGGAGGGACUCCCAAUAUGAAGAACACGCAGCUGGCAGAGGCGGAGGCGGCGGAGGCGGCGCGUUGGAAGCGGCUCUGCCUGCAGGAGCUGAGCGGCAUCAAGAAGCUCCGCAGGAAGAGCCGGGAGCCCGCCAGGCUGCCCAUCCCUCCCCCUCCACCACCACCACCACCUCCACCCGAGGGAGCGGUGGACCUCCGGCGAGGGCGGCCCUUCCCGGCGGGGCUGCUCGGCUCCCCCUCGCCACCCGGGAAGGACGCGCCGCCGUCGAGGAUCGCGCUCUGCCCGCCGCCGGAGAGCGCCUACCCGCCGGGCUUCUCCGCCGCCCGCCCGGAGCCCCCUCGCUCCCCUUCCCCGCCUCGGAAGCGGGACCCGCCGGGCGCCUCGUCGGAGAUCAAAGCGCUGCAGCAGACGCGGCGCCUCCUGGCCAACGCCCGCGAGCGCACCCGCGUGCACACCAUCAGCGCCGCCUUCGAGGCCCUGCGCAAGCAGGUUCCCUGCUAUUCCUAUGGACAGAAGUUAUCCAAACUGGCCAUCCUGCGGAUAGCCUGUAACUAUAUCCUCUCCCUGGCUAGACUUGCAGACCUGGAUUACAGUGCUGACCACAGUAACCUGAGCUUCUCGGAAUGUGUGGAGCAGUGCACUAGGACCUUGCAAGCCGAAGGAAGGUCUAAAAAAAGGAAGGAGUGAUCACCAAAAAAAGAGUGGAAUCAGCAACCGUCCCGUCCCGUUGUUCCAUUCCAAGUUGUCGACAUUUGUGCAGCUGAAGAGAGGAAACAGUUUUCAGAAGACAUCUCUUUGAAAGAUGGAGACUGACAAUUGGAACUUCAGAAUGUGAGGAACCCUUCUGAGGAGAUGAUGUUUUCUUCUUUCUUUUUAAGCCAAUCACACUUUAGUAUGUGCAAUGUAUUGAGCACUUUCCCCCACCACCUUUGCUUCCAUAGGAAAUAUUACAUUGAGCUUCUAAUACACUGCUGUGUCAUAGUUAAUGCCAAAGAUCUGGUGGGAGUUCCUCCAUAGUUGCCCCUACCCAGAGUUUUUUUUUUAUCAUGUCAGAAGCGACUUUAGAACAUACUGCGAGUCACUUCUGGUGUGAGAGAAUUGGCCGCCUACAGAGACAUUGCCCAAGGAACGUCCGGAUGUGUUGCUGGGAGGCUUCUCUCAUGUCCCCGCAAGCUAGAGCUGACAGAUGGGAGCUCACCCUGUCUCACGGAUUCGAACUGGCAACUUUCAGGUCAGCAACCCAACCUUCAUGUCAGCAGUUCAGCCGGUACAAGGCUCCCAAAGGUGAUGAGGUGGAAACCUUCUGCAUGCAUCAGAAUCCACCGGCAAAAUUCAGAUGACCAUCAAAAUGGUUACUUUCAUUGGAAUGCUAUUAAACUGAUGAAUAAAGAUGCCCAUCUCAUUGAAGGCAAUACAGGACAGAUAUGAGACUUCAAUGAAACACAUAAUGGAUUUUUACUUUAUACAAAAGUUUGCUUUGAACUGGGGCAUUUGUUUUUCAUUUUUGCCUUAAAUAUUGCCUUCCGGGAGUUGGACACUCCGGUCCCCAUUCCUUCCUUAAAUAAUGUGGCUGUUGGCUACAAAUCAAAACCGAAAAGUUUUUCUGUAUGCCAUGACUGUGGAAUUACCUGAAGCACUGAGACGGGAAUUUGAAGCGGAGUACAGCCAAGAUGUAGAAGCAUUCGCCACAUUGCCAAUUUUCUCCCUGAUUUCCCUUUGGCAAGUUUGUUGUUCAGUUUCUUUGGCAAGAAGCAGCGUUUUUCCCUACUCACAUGCACGGGGGUAAAAAUAGUGACAAAUGCGAACUGCUACAGAAUAAGCUUUUUUUACAGUUUUUAAAAUCUAACUUUUAAUCCAAUAGAUGUGUGUGUGUGUGCAUGUGUUUGUAAGAAGAGGAAGAGAAUAGCCCAUGCAUAAAGUAGCUGAACUAUUCCAAAACUGUUUGCCAAGUUACAUUUUGGAAUUUGGACAUUUUGCAAACUCAUGUAAUGCAAAGGCAUUCGAUCUAUAUUGUAUCUUUCACUUCAAAUUGAAGUAAAAAAAAGGUAUGGAGAAACUCGGUUGGAGUAAGCUGGCUUCAUAAAUAACGCAUGUCAUCUGUACAACAUCUGCUAGUAAUGAAAUAUCUAACUUAGUUUUACAAUGAAGUAAUAAGGGCUUUUGAAGAAAAGAGGUUUCCAUAUUUCAGUCAAAAGGCAAGUAUACAUUUGCUGUACAUUGCAGGCAAAUUUGGCUUUUCUGUUAUAUACGUAUAAACUAGGUAUAGUCAUGCUUGAUUUACAUAAGUGUAAUGUAAAAAAUUGUGCCUGAAUGAUCAAUAGACAUUACCAACCAAUAAUGCUUAUCUUAUGUAUUAGAAAUUGGAGUCCCAGUGGCACAGUGGGUUUAACUGCUGAGCUGCUGAACUUGCUGACAAAAAGGUCGGCUGUUUGAAUCCAGAGAGUGGGGUGAGCUCCUGCUGUUAGCCCCAGCUUCUGCCAACCUAGCAGUUCAAAAAACAUGCAAAUGUGAGUAGAUCAAUAGGUACCACUCCAGUGGGAAGGUAACAGUGCUCCAUGCAGCCAUGCCGGCCACAUGACCUCGGCUUAAGAAAUGGAGAUGAGCACCAAUCCCCAGAGUCAGACACGACUAGACUUAAUGUCAGGGGAAAACCUUUACUUUUACUAUAUAUUAAAAGCGGCUUCUAACUAUAUACAGAACUCUGAAGGUAACCUUGAGAAGUAGUUACAGUUAGAGACUAUCUAAGCAUCUCUACUUGCAAUUUUAAUAGACAAACCCUCGUCUUCUCUACUCUUACUGAAAACUAAUUCUGGAGCUUUCCUGGCCUCCAGAAGUGGGUUCGGAGGGGCAUAUGGCAUUGGCAUGGAGAGGGUGAUUCACCCCUUCCCAGCUCAAUUAGAUCUCAUCUAAAACCUAUAAUUUCUAAGCUUCCCCCUUCUAUACUUUCCCUUCUAUCUCACAAGAGUAACUAGUUAUUUUUCAAAACACUGACGGCAAAAGAUGCUGUCUUUCAGUACAAAACCUAUUGUACUUCCUAUUGCUUCAGUAUCCGUAAUAAUGCAUGAAGCAGCAUGAAUCCUGUGAAAAUCCUCUUCCAACAUUUAAUGAGGCUACACUUCAUUGCCACAGAAAGCCACGGAAGUAACUCCUUUUGUGCUGCAAAAAUGUAUUCUUCAUUAAGUUCUCAUCACAAUGUAAUACUGAGAGUGUUUAAUAUUGAGAAAACAGAACUCAUUGGAAGUACCUUUGAAGCACUUACCAUAUAAGGUAGAAUCUCACUUAUACAAGCUAAACAGGGCGGCAGAAGCUUGGAUAAGCGAAUAUCUUGGAUAAUAAGGAGGGAUUAAGGAAAAGCCUAUUAAACAUCAAAUUAGAUUAUGAUUUUACAAAUUAAGCACCAAACAUGUUAUACAACAAAUCUGACCAAAAAAAGUAGUUCAAUAUGCAGUAAUGUUAUGUUGUAAUUACUGUAGAGGAGCCCCGGUGGCGAAGUGCGUUAAAGCACUGAGCUGGAGACCGAAAGGUCCCAGGUUCAAACCCCGGGAGCGGCGUGAGUGGCUACUGUUAGCUCCAGCUCCUGCCAACCUAGAAGUUUGAAAACAUGCCAAUGUGAGUAGAUCAAUAGGUACCGCUUUGGCGGGAAGGUAACGGCCCUACAUGCAGUCAUGCCAGCCACAUGACCUUGGAGGUGUCUACGGACAAUGCCGGCUCUUCGGCUUAGAAAUGGAGAUGAGCAUCAACCCCCAGAGUCAGACAUGACUGGACUUAACGUCAGGGGAAACUUUUACCUACCUAAUUACUGUAUUUACGAAUUUAGAACCAAAAUAUCACGAUAUAUUGAAAACAUUGACUACAAAAAUGGCUUGGAUAAUCCAGAAGCUUGGCUAAGCGAGGCUUGGAUAAGUGAGACUCUACUGUAUCAUUUAAACUUUACAAUUUUUUUCGUGUCAGGAGCGAUUUGAGAAACUGCAAGUUGCUUCUGGUGUGAGAGAAUUGGCCAUCUGCAAGGACGUUGCCCAGGGGACGCUGAGAUUUUUUUGAUGUUUUUUACCAUCCUUGUGGGAGGCUUCUCUCAGGUCCCCACAUGGAGCUGGAGCUGACAGGGGGAGCUCAUCCACACUCCUCCCGGGUUGGAUUCGAACCGGCAAUCUUCAGGUCAGCAACUCAACCUUCAAGUCAGCAGUCCUGCUGGCACAAGGGUUUAACCCAUUGCACCACCGGGGGCUCCUUAAACUUGUAAGUAAAAAUCUAGGGGAUUCAGCUACCAUUCCCCCAUAUAUAUUUUUUUUACACUGAAGGACUGACUCCCUUGUGGCUUCAUUUCAAGCAUGGCAAGCAUCAACUAGACCUCCAUUCAGUAUUUGAAGGUUCAUGACUACGUUAACUCACUGGUCCCAUUCUAGAACUAAAAUUAGAUUAAUGGGAGGCAUAGCUUAGUGAUAGUGAGCCACUCAAUGCGAGUCCCCUUUCUAAGAAAAUCUAACCUUUCAUACAGGGUUUUUUUUUUUAAUGAAGGUGUAGAGUGGCGGAUCCCGUGGCAUUCUGUGUAUAACAGCACCCUCUGGAGACAAACCAUAAAAAACGUUGUGUGUGCUCUUUGCUUUCUAUGUCUCUUUACAACACAUAAACUAUAACAUGGGAAAAUGGUUAGCGAAAAUAUACUCGGACAUUUAUGUGUUAUUUUUGUCACUGUGAACUAAAUAAAAAGCCUUACAUUUGCAGGGUGUAAUAGGAGAAAACCUA